AUGGACAGCCACGCUUCAGGUUCCGUGACAGCCACGACCUCGAUGGAAGACGCCAACAAAACCGACGAAACGGUCGUCGACCGCGAAAUCGGGCACAAACCCUACCGACCAAGAAAAUGGCAAAGCAACCUGACCAUCCUAAGCUGCAACAUCGCCAACUUCAGCGACGGCUUCCAGAACCAGCUCGCCAACCCAACCAAUGUCAUCUUCAAGCACUUGCUAGGAACGGGUUACUCUUCCGAAAUGCAGACGCGGAUCAGCAAUUCGUUGCUCAUCGGUGCGAUCCUGGGUGUUUUGGUUCUAGGAUACGUCUCUGACAUGAUGUCGAGACGAGCUGGGCUGCUGUUCACCUCGGGGCUUGUCACGGUCAGUACGUUGAUGGCUGCUCUGGCAUUGCACGUGCAUCCGUCGUAUAAUAUGCUGUGGUAUUUUGUCGCCGUGCGUGGGAUAUGUGGGUUUGGCGUUGGGGGAGAGUAUCCGCCCAGUGCAGCGGCUGGGCUGGAAGAAUCGGACGAUUUCCGCCGCCGCUACCGCGGCCCCCUCUUCAUCUCCUUCACAACCCUAAUGGCCACCAGUGCCUCUCCCAUCCUUAUGAUAAUCUACCUUGUCACCCUAAAAGCGAGCAACAACAACCUGCCCGUGACCUUCCACGCGCUGUACUCAAUCGCCGCCCUCCUCCCCUUCACAAUCAUGCUCCUCCGCCUCUUCAUGACCGACUCGACCCUCUACCACAACUCCAACUUCCGGCUCAUCCCACAGCGACGCAGUCUGCGAUUCUACCUCCUUCUCGGGCGUCGCUACGCCUAUCGCCUGUUCACAAUAUCCCUCGCCUUCUUCCUCUACGACUUUAUCAACUUCCCAAACAGCAUCAUGUCAAGCACAAUCAUCUCCUCCCUAGUCCCAGACCACAACAUUCAAACAACUGCAAUCUGGCAAGUGAUCCUAGCGGCUCUCCCCGUUCCCGGCGUGCUUCUCGGCGCAUACCUUACGCACACCCUUGGCCGCCGCACAACGGGGAUCCUAGGCUUCACCGGGUACACAGUAACCGGCUUCAUAAUCGCAGGUCUAUACAGGCCCCUCUCAGCUCACAUCCCCGCAUUCGUGGUUCUUUACGGCCUCAAUGCCUUUGGGCAUAUGGGCCCGGGUGCAACAACUGGACUCAUCUCCUCUGAAUCUUUUCCGACGGCAAUGAGGGGGAUGGGAUACAGUGUCACCACGGCGUUUGGAAGGACGGGGGCUGCGGUGGGGACGCAAUGUUUCACGCCGCUGAGGGAGAAUGUUGGCGAUAAUGUGACGUUUUGGCUUGCUGGGGGUGUAGCGGUUCUGGGGGCUGUGGUGUAUUGGUUUCUACCGGAGAGUGGAGAGUUGGAUCUUGAGAAGGAGGAUAGGGAAUUGGAGGGAUGGUUGAGAGAGAAGGGGAUUGUGAUUUAG
Messenger RNA from Aspergillus calidoustus, 1431 nucleotides. The record is from the annotation of a GenBank genome assembly. Lineage: Eukaryota; Fungi; Ascomycota; Eurotiomycetes; Eurotiales; Aspergillaceae.